Molecule: messenger RNA, 507 nt
Organism: Aspergillus melleus
Lineage: Eukaryota; Fungi; Ascomycota; Eurotiomycetes; Eurotiales; Aspergillaceae
Exons: 1
Coding region: 1-507 (168 amino acids)
Source: RefSeq, a predicted model, not a curated record
AUGCUUGCCCGUCUUAAAAAUAUAUUCGCCCGCUCUACCAGUCCGUCCGUGCUCCUUGUUAUCGGCAAGUUCGGUGCCACAAUCCAUGUUCUUCAUCUCCUACCCGAGAACGGCACCAUCGAACGCUUCAGCCUCACAACCCCAUCUUCCACUAACACCUUCCGCCACCGCGGAGCCAGAGAGCAGGCACGCGAGCAGAUCGGCACAGUCACACUUCACGUUGGAGACGGCGAGACUGCCAACAGCUUCCUCGACGACGUUGAGACACGAAUCCAUAAGCUGUGGAAUGAUUCCUUGAGCUCGAGCCCGGCGCAGCUGCAGACAGGCAGUGUUGAGGUGACUCGGCUAGUGCAGGACGUCCUUCAGCCCGCGGCACUCGAUGCGGUUCAUGAAAGAGACGAGCGAGAUCGCUCUAUGCGCGCGACGCAGACGUACCCUGUUUUUGUUGUUUACAUCAUACGCUCGAGCGCAGAGAGGAGCCUGACUGAGCUGACAAGCUUUCCUUAA